Molecule: messenger RNA, 2632 nt
Organism: Diceros bicornis minor
Lineage: Eukaryota; Metazoa; Chordata; Mammalia; Perissodactyla; Rhinocerotidae
Gene: PAQR6
Product: progestin and adipoQ receptor family member 6
Exons: 8
Coding region: 812-1846 (344 amino acids)
Cellular component (GO): membrane
Molecular function (GO): signaling receptor activity
Source: RefSeq, a predicted model, not a curated record
GUUGAUCCAUCAAAGCAAAAAGCCGGCAAAUCAAGCAAAAGCUCCAGAGAUAGUUUUGUGAUCGACAUUGUCAAGUUCAUUGACCCUGUGAACUGAGUUGGUGACUUAGCAAGGGUGAUAGGUGAAAACGAUGUUAUGAAAGCAACAGUACUGCCUGGGGGUGGUUUGCUGUCUCCACCUGGGUCCUCUGAAUCAUGGAGAAACUUCCUCAAGGGAGAGGUGGGGGUGAGCCUUGAAACCAGUCUCUGAGUCCUCAAUCCCUGUUCCUCUGCAAGGACUGGCACAUCAAGUGUGCUUUUGGUGAGUGAAUAAGCUUGGCACAUCCCUCAUGGUUGAACCGUGUACCAAAGCAUUUGCUCUGGCCUCUGCCCAGCCUAAGGCAGAGCCACCCUCAACUCCUGGGAGAAUCUGGAACCCUGGAACUGUGGCGUUGCCCGGCCCGAGGGCUGCUCCAUGUCACUCUGGCUGCAUCCUGGCUAGGGCCCCAGCCUGUUGUGGCCAGUCUGAUCUCAGUAGGGUUGGGUUAAGCUGGAGGGGCUGGCUGUGUGCAGGAGGCCGAGUGAGCUGCCUGCUAAUGGGGCUGGGCCACCCUGCGCUGCUCCCUGGAGGCUGGACAAGGCUGGAAUUGUUCCCUGGCACCCUUUUGUCUCCCACUCCCUGUCCAGGCCUGGCCCGCCUGCUCGCCACUCUCUCCUUCCCAUCGGCCUGGCGCAGGAGCCUGGGACUCCACCCUUGGAGCCCCAGGCCCGCUGACCCACUGGCUUAGGAGCUCCCGUCAAGCUCUGGGUCAACGUGGAGGUGUCGGGCCACCAUGCUCAGUCUGAAGCUGCCCCAACUCCUUCAAAUCCACCAGGUCCCCCCGGUGUUCUGGGAAGAUGGCAUCAUGUCUGGCUACCGCCGCCCCACCAGCUCGGCCUUGGACUGUGUCCUCAGCUCCUUCCAGAUGACCAACGAGACGGUCAACAUCUGGACUCACUUCCUGCCCACCUGGUACUUCCUGUGGCGCCUUCUGGAGCUCGCGGGCGGCCCGGGCUUCCGAGCGGAGCCAUACCACUGGCCGCUGCUCAUCUUCCUGCUGCCCGCCUGCCUCUACCCCUUCGCGUCGUGCUGCGCGCACACAUUCAGCUCCAUGUCGCCCCGCGCGCGUCACAUCUGCUACUUCCUGGACUACGGCGCGCUCAGUCUCUACAGCCUGGGCUGCGCCUUCCCCUAUGCCGCGUACUCCAUGCCGGCUUCCUGGCUGCACGGCCGACUGCACCAGCUAUUUGUGCCCGCCGCCGCACUCAAUUCCUUCCUGUGCACCGGCCUCUCCUGCUACUCCCGGUUCCCCGAGCUAGAAAGCCCUGGGCUCAGUAAGAUUCUCCGCACAGCCGCCUUCACCUAUCCCUUCCUGUUCGACAACCUCCCACUCUUCUAUCGGCUCGGACUGUGCUGGGGCAGGGGCCACAACUGCGGGCAGGAGGCGCUGAGCACCAGCCAUGGCUACCACCUCUUCUGCGCCCUGCUCACGGGCUUCCUCUUCGCCUCCCACCUGCCUGAGCGGCUGGCACCAGGACGCUUUGACUAUAUUGGCCACAGCCACCAGCUAUUCCACAUCUGUGCAGUGCUGGGCACCCACUUCCAGCUGGAGGCGGUGCUGGCUGAUAUGGGAUCUCGCCGAGCCUGGCUGGCCACGCAGGAACCCGCCCUGGGCCUGGUGGGCACGGUGGCCACACUGGGCAUGGCAGUAGCUGGGAACCUGCUUAUCAUUGCUGCCUUCACAGCCUCCCUAUUUCGGGGUCCCAGAACAUGCCCCCUGCUGCAAGGUGGCCCGCUGGAGCGGGGUACAAAGGCCAGACAGCAGUGAUCCUGCCCAUUUCUGAGCCUGCCCUGGAGGGAGGCAGAGACCACCCUGGUGCUGUAGAGGAGCCCAGACCCAGGCCUGAUAAGGUGCGGGCACAUCUGAGCCUGGAACCAAGAGUGGCUGAGGAGAGAGUGCAGAGGAAAGAAGGCAGAGGAGAGGAGAGAGGGGCUGGGGGGACGGAGGCAGCAGAGAGCAGGAGGGUCAGUGAGGGUGCUCUUGAUGGGGCUGGGGGAAGUGCUGAGGGGCUGAGAGGGGAGGCGGGUGUGUCCAGGCUGGAGCUGCCCCACCACUGUUGGAGGCUGGGAUGGGGAGGUGUUGGGGCCCUUUCAUCUGGUCCUGUUUCUGGUGCUCCUGGAAGCCUCUGCUCAGCCCAGGGAAGAACUAACCUGACUAACCUAGGCCUACCCUGAAUGCUCGUUAACCAGCUGGGGAGGCCCACUGUUGACCCCCACCCCCCCAAACCAGGCAGUACCAUCUGCUGGCAGCUCUUUGCCUAUAGAGAUGAGUCUGUCUGUCCUGGUCACAGCUAUGUAUACUCAAGGUGUCCAGGCCUUUGGGGUCUGGGUCUAUUUGGAUGUGUCAUGGAUGGUGCAGUGGGUUGAGGUGGGGGAAGGGGUGCUGGGCUAGAAGGGGCAACCCUAGUUAGACUUCAGGAAGCCAGCUUCAAUGCUUCUGGAACAAGGCAGGUACAAAUAAAUCAAUCAAUCAACAAAAGACUUUGGGAAGCACUUUCUGGGAAUGAAAAAGGUAAAACCUCCUCUCCAACCCCCAUCCUCCCCCCACACUCCA